GCGGCCCCCUGCGUCUUCGUCCUCUGCGACUAUAUGCGCUAAUAUAUCCCUGCCGGCAUCCAGCCCACACUUAGUAUUCCCCGCUGCACGCAGGUGUCCAGCACUAUUCGAGCAACCCCCUUCCUCCACGCGCUAGAAAACCUCCGUCUCUGGUCUGCACUCUACUCUUAUAAGCUGUAUAUUCUUGCACUCGCUCCCUAUGGCGACCUCACACUCGUUACCGAUCUCCUCCCCCAAGCGGACGGUCACUCAGCUACCCUUCUCUCCCUCUCAGGCGAGCACUGGUCCACCCAGUCUCCCAGGCAUCAACACUAGCAUCUCCGGGCUCUCCAAGCAUUCUGCCGGAAGCAUGCCUGGGUCCCCCACGACGCUCGCUCACCAGAGAGCGGGAUCGGCGGUAUCAUCUCGCACUCGUCUUCCUCAAACCCCUACCCACCAUGUCCCUCCGGAGCUCCCGAUUGGACCCUCCGCGUCCAUGCCGAUUCUGCAACCGCGGCCGACUGCAGGUACGACCCAUGUCGGUGGAAUCAUCCCAUCCUCCUCCUUCUUUCACCCGUCGCGUCCAAACUACCCAGCCCCAUCUCCCACGCCACCCUUGCCUCGACCGUCCACCACAGACUCAGUUUCAUCCGUCGGAGGCACACCGGCGGAUGUCCUCCGUCUCGCAGCGCUCGGAGGCGCCUACCAACGCGAUAGGAUCUCGGAGGGCACGGACAGUGCUGACCACUCUGCGGAGGACGUCAAGUCGUCGACGCUAGUACCAUCACUCAGGACAGCGUCCAUGAAGUACAGUCGUGAGCCUCUUCUUCCCAUCGGCAAUGGACCUACAGAGACGUCUGGUGCAGCGAAUCGCCCAACGGUGCAGACGAGUCCGUAUGGACGGAACGAGAACGCGGGGAGUCGAAUGCGCGACAGUUUUGAGAAGCUGUUCAAGCGGCGUUUCAGCCUGGAGGGCAACCGACGGUCGCCGACCUCACCAGUCCACCCCGGUCCCAGCACCGCGUUCGGCCUCCAGUCCCGCUCUGCGGAGAUAUCUCCUGUCAACUUUGAGCUGAACGUGGACGGGACUGACCUGUCGCCUACCUCGCCAGGACACCGCAAGCACAGCUUGUCUCCGCUGCAGGGCUCCUCGACAUCACUCAACCACGCGUCCUUCAUUGCGACACCACCAACGCACAUGAACCCUCCACUCAGCGCGACACCCGUCUUAGAUAGCCGGACGGGGAAACCCAUGCGAAACUACCAGCUCCACCCUUCGCGGAACCGAUUCUUCCUCGGUGGUCGGCUGCUUACCGGCGGCGACUCGCCAUGGGCGUUCAUCGCCUCCCUCAUCGUCGUUUUGAGCAUAACCGGCAUCUGGUUCGGCACGACGUGCGUAUGGUGGUGGCAGAACGAGAGCCCAGCGGUCGCAGCGGUGGGCGCAUACAUGUGCCUACUGACCAUUUCGAGCAUGUUCGCGACGGCGUUCCGAGAUCCUGGGAUCCUCCCGCGGAAUCUGGAUCCCGACCCCCCAUAUCCGGCGAGCUCGUCAUCGGAGGGUAGCCUGAGGCAGCCGCUACCUCGAGACCUCAAGGUGCGAGCGGGAAUCGUACGUACGAAGUUUUGUCCCACAUGUAUGACCUACCGCCCGCCACGGUCGAGUCAUUGUAAAAUGUGCGACAACUGCGUUGAUGGCUGCGACCAUCACUGUCAGUGGGUGAACAACUGUGUUGGGAGGCGCAAUUAUACCUCGUUCUUCACGUUUCUAUUCUCUGCCGUGACUACCCUAGUCCUGGUGAUAUGCACGACCGCGAUACAUCUGUAUUUGCUCACACGCAAGUACCACCUGAGCUUCCAUCGGGCCCUCGGGACUUCCCAGGGCGUCGGAAGUGCGGUCGCAUUUUGCAUCUCGAUCCUCGUCAUUUGGCCAGUCAUGGCGCUUCUCUCGUACCACCUCCGGCUGCUGCUCUUGAACGUCACCACGAUCGAGCAGAUCCGAAACCAGGCGCACAAGUCGCUCGUCCCGGGCCCGGCGCCCCCGAACCCGUUCUCGCACGGGAGCUGGCGGCGGAACCUCGUGUACAUGCUCUGUCGGCCCGCGGGGCAGUCGUGGCUGGACGCGCGUGGAAUCGCGACCGAGGACAAGCGGGAGGUGAAUCCCGGGCUGCUCCGUCAGGACGACUGGGGCGCGGAGGACAUCGAGCAUGGGAUGGACCGGGGCAAGGGCGAGUGAGCGCACCCGAGCGGUUCGCCCACGGCGACCGUGCGCGUGGGGGUGGGUGGCGACGGUGGCCGGACGAGCCUAUCUUGCUAGCCGCGUGUCUGUUAUGGGGUUUUGGCUGCCGCAGCGUCGCACAUUGGACCGUUGUCGGGCUUCGCAUAUCGCUCGCUGAUACCGCGCGGGUCAUGGUUGUGUGCAGACGGAUGGGGGGAGUUCUACCGGCGCACGCGAGUGUAAAUUAUUCGUAUACAUUUCGCCCAUCGGAACGCGGACG
Molecule: messenger RNA, 2474 nt
Organism: Trametes versicolor FP-101664 SS1
Lineage: Eukaryota; Fungi; Basidiomycota; Agaricomycetes; Polyporales; Polyporaceae
Exons: 7
Coding region: 200-2212 (670 amino acids)
Biological process (GO): peptidyl-L-cysteine S-palmitoylation; protein targeting to membrane
Cellular component (GO): endoplasmic reticulum; Golgi apparatus
Molecular function (GO): protein-cysteine S-palmitoyltransferase activity
Source: RefSeq, a predicted model, not a curated record